This is a messenger RNA of Carlito syrichta (Philippine tarsier), 3597 nucleotides long. RefSeq names its product glucosylceramidase beta 2 (gene GBA2). Lineage: Eukaryota; Metazoa; Chordata; Mammalia; Primates; Tarsiidae. The transcript has 18 exons. The coding region runs from base 250 to 3303 and encodes 1017 amino acids. Gene Ontology annotation, molecular function: beta-glucosidase activity. The record is from RefSeq and is a predicted model, not a curated record. Gene Ontology annotation, biological process: central nervous system development; carbohydrate metabolic process.
AAACAGCCCUUGCCGACAAUGAGAGCACAAUGAGCAAGGAAGUGAUGUAGCUACAGGACAAUCUGAGUUUUGGCUUAGCACCAGAUACCCGGCUUCCUCCCAGAAGCGCCACCACUUUCAUACCAGCAUCCCCACCUGGAUGCAGAAGUGGCUGUGGGGGGCAGAGGAUUGCUGACGGUCACCACACACUCCAGCGCCUCCCCCGCCAGAAAUACAGGACCCCGGCUCAGCUCUGCUACCACUUCAAUCAUGGCAGCUCCGCAAUCAGCUCUAGAAGGAAACAAGGGGGGCCGGAGGACCUGCAGAGACUACCGAAGGGGAGCCCAAGGCGGCUACAUUGCUGUCGCCGCCGCCGCUGAAGCAGGAGCUCCUCGGCUCCACCGAGACACCAGCCCACCUCCGCUUUCCCCAGCGUCCGGCCCUGCGGGACGGCACCUAACAGCAACCGGCGCCCGAAUCUGGAAUAGGCUGGCGAGAUACUCUGUACCCGAGGGCUCGGAAGCUGGAGCCAUCGAGGUCGUGGGGACCCUGGAAUCAGGAAACAUGGAAACCGGCGUACCAGUUUCGGAGCAGAUUAGCUGUGCCAAAGGGAACCCACAGGUCUACUGCCCCGAAGAUACUGGAGGGAUCGAGACUGUGCAGGUUACAGACUGCGAGAUCCCUGAGGACAACCGACCCCAAAAAGAGCCGGGCUACUGCAAUCCGGAGGACUCUGGGCAGCUGAUGGCUUCCUAUGAGGGUAAAGCUAGGGGCUACCAGGUGCCUCCCUUUGGCUGGCGCAUCUGCCUAGCUCAUGAGUUUACAGAGAAGAGGAAACCCUUUCAAGCUAAGGACAUCUCCCUAAGCAACCUGAUAAAGCAUAUGGGCAUGGGCUUGAGGUACUUAAGGUGGUGGUACCGGAAGACCCAGGUGGAAAAGAAGACACCUUUUAUCGACAUGUUAAAUUGUGUACCCUUGAGACAGAUCUACGGUUGUCCCUUAGGUGGCAUUGGGGGAGGCACUAUCACUCGUGGCUGGAGAGGCCAGUUCUGUCGUUGGCAGCUUAACCCUGGAAUGUAUCAGCACCAUACAGUCAUCGCCGACCAAUUCACAGUGUGCCUGCGUCGGGAAGGGCAGACUGUAUACCAGCAAGUCCUGUCCCUGGAGCGCCCAAGUAUCCUACGCAGCUGGAACUGGGGCCUAUGUGGGUACUUUGCUUUCUACCACGCCCUCUAUCCCCGAGCCUGGACUGUCUAUCAGCUUCCUGGCCAGAGUGUCACCCUCACCUGCCGCCAGAUCACACCCAUCUUGCCCCAUGACUACCAGGACAGCUGCCUGCCUGUAGGAGUCUUUGUGUGGGAUGUGGAAAAUGAAGGGGAUGAAGCUCUGGAUGUGUCCAUCAUGUUCUCCAUGAGGAAUGGACUAGGGGGUGGCGACGAUAUCCCAGGGGGGUUGUGGAAUGAGCCCUUCUGUCUGGAGCGUGAUGGAGAGACUGUACAGGGGCUGCUGCUGCAUCAUCCAACCCUUCCAAAUCCCUACACGAUGGCUGUGGCUGCACGACUCACGGCAGAUACAACGGUAACCCACCUCACAGCCUUUGACCCUGACAGCACUGGGCAGCAGGUGUGGCAGGAUCUACUUCAGGAUGGACAGCUGGACUCUCCCGCUGGCCAAAGCACCCCCACACAGAAAGGAGUAGGCGUUGCUGGGGCUGUAUGUGUUUCUGGCAAGCUGCCACCUCGAGGCCAGUGCCGCUUAGAGUUUUCACUGGCUUGGGACAUGCCCAAGAUCAUGUUUGGUGCUAAGGGCCAAACACACUACAGGCGGUACACAAGGUUCUUUGGCCAGGAUGGUGAUGCAGCCCCUGCCCUUAGCCACUAUGCACUGUGCCGAUACGCAGACUGGGAAGAGAGGAUCUCAGCUUGGCAGUGCCCAGUAUUGGAUGACAGAUCCUUGCCUGCCUGGUACAAAUCCGCGCUGUUCAAUGAACUCUACUUCCUGGCUGACGGAGGCACAGUAUGGCUGGAAGUUCGUGAGGGCUCUCUGUCAGAGGAGCUGGGAGAGAGCAUGUGUCAGCUCCGCCCGAUCCUACAGGACUACGGUCGAUUUGGCUACCUUGAGGGCCACGAGUAUCGCAUGUACAACACAUAUGAUGUCCACUUUUAUGCUUCCUUUGCUCUCGUCAUGCUCUGGCCCAAACUUGAGCUCAGCCUGCAGUACGACAUGGCUCUAGCCACUCUCAGGGAGGACCUGACACGACGACGGUACCUGAUGAGUGGGGUGAUGGCACCUGUGAAAAGGAGGAAUGUCAUACCCCAUGAUAUUGGGGACCCAGAUGAUGAGCCAUGGCUCCGAGUCAAUGCAUAUUUGAUCCAUGAUACUGCUGACUGGAAAGACCUGAACCUGAAGUUUGUGCUGCAGGUGUAUCGGGACUAUUACCUAACGGGUGACCGAGGUUUCCUGAAGGACAUGUGGCCUGUGUGUCUAGCUGUGAUGGAGUCUGAAAUGAAGUUUGAUAAGGACCACGAUGGACUCAUUGAGAAUGGAGGCUAUGCAGACCAGACCUAUGAUGGAUGGGUCACCACAGGCCCCAGUGCUUACUGUGGAGGCCUGUGGCUGGCAGCUGUGGCUGUGAUGGUCCAGAUGGCUGCUUUGUGUGGGGCACAGGACAUCCGGGAUAAGUUUUCCUCCAUCCUUAGCAGGGGCCAAGAAGCCUAUGAGAGACUGCUAUGGAAUGGUCGCUAUUACAACUAUGACAGCAGUACCCAGCCUCAGUCUCGUAGUAUUAUGUCUGACCAGUGUGCUGGACAGUGGUUCUUGAAGGCCUGUGGCCUAGGAGAAGGAGACACUGAGGUGUUUCCUAGCCCACAUGUUGUCCGUGCUCUAAAAACUAUCUUCGAGCUCAACGUCCAGGCCUUUGCAGGAGGGGCCAUGGGGGCCGUCAAUGGGAUGCAGCCCCAUGGUGUCCCUGAUAGAUCCAGUGUACAGUCUGAUGAAGUCUGGGUGGGUGUGGUCUAUGCGCUAGCAGCCACUAUGAUCCAAGAGGGCCUGACUUGGGAGGGCUUUCGUACAGCUGAAGGUUGCUACCGUACCGUGUGGGAGCGCCUGGGCCUGGCCUUCCAGACCCCAGAGGCAUACUGCCAGCAGCGGGUGUUCCGCUCACUGGCCUACAUGCGGCCACUAAGCAUCUGGGCCAUGCAGCUGGCCCUACAACAGCAGCAGUGCAAAAAGACUUCAUGGCUAGUAGUCGAACAGGGCACAGGACUAAGCACAGGGCCUACAUUUGGACCAAAGGAAGCCAUGGCAAACCUGAACCCAGAGUGAGCCCUCUGAACCACAGGAAGGAGACACUAACAGUCCAGCCUCCAGCCUGACCUCUCCUCCUUUCCCCCAAUUUCCUGCAGCCCUGAGCCAUCAGGACAAUCAUACCCCUUCCCUUCUUCCCAUCCAACUGUGCCAGUAAAGGGGGGUUGAGGGUGACCCAGGCAUCAGAAUCACUUAUUUAUUUAUUUCCUCACCCCUUCUUUCACUACAUGAAAUGUUCGGGGGGUCAGUUGAUUUCCCCAGAUGCAUUCAUGGGGUGACAAACAUGGGUACAAAUAAAAGACCCAGAAAGCC